AUCUGUCACUGACACUAAAGCUGCCUCCUCACCGAGGCGCUGUGCUGUGAGCUCUGAGCAGGGCGGCCUGAGGGGCUCCUGCGGAGCGCCGAGCGCUUCUCGGGGGUGCGGAGAGAACUCUGGAGCGGGGAGGAACCGGGGCCGGGCUGAGGGCGCUGCCGCCAUUUCCGGGAAACUUCCUAUUUCCGUCCAUCUGUGUGCGUCACUUCCGUCCCGUCCCCGCCACCCAAUGGGGGCCCGGCGCCGUUUUGGCGCCGAAUGCGAAGCGCGCGCGGGCGGCGGCGCGCGCCCCCUGGCGGCGGGGCGGCCCGCGAUGGCGGCCGUGCCGCAGAACAACCUGCGGGAGCAGCUGCGGCGCCACUCGGCCCGCGGGGCCCUGCGCGCCCCGGCGCCGCCGCGGGACCGCCCGCCGGGCUUCACCUUCAAGAAGGCGCCGCGGGGCCUGGCCGCGGCGCUGAGGGACAAGGACGUGAACACCUCGCUGGCCCUGCGCGCCCCGGCCCCGCCGGACGGGAAAGCGCCGGUGCGGGGCUGCGCUCCCCCCCGCAGCCCCGGCCCGCCGCCGGCCUGCGCCCCCCCGAGCCCCGCCGAGGCCGCCAAGGGCCCCGCGGCUCCCGGGGCGAGGGCGGCGAGCGCUGCUCCCGCCGGCACGGCCGGGCCCGGUGCCGCCGCCGGCCCCGUUAUCACCGUCGGCGAUGAGUGGGACGACAUCGACGACUUCGACCUGUCGGGAAUCGAGAAGAAGUUCUGCCGGCCGCCCGUGGUGUCCCCCAGGGGGCUGCGAGCGCCCCGCAAGGAGCCCCCGCGGCCGAGCCCCCGCGCGGCGCCGCCCGGCUCUGCCGGGGCCGCGGGGCCCGGCGGCGGCGGCGGGACCGCGCCCGAGCAGCGCCCCGGCUCGCAGGGUUCCGUCAUCUGCCUGGAGGACUCGGGCCCGUGCGGGAGCCCGGCCGAGGGGCUCGGCCUGCGGGACUCACCCGCCGAGCCCGCCCGGGGCACGGGGGCUCGCCCAGCUGCUGGUGCUGACGGGGUCCAGGAGCAGCAGGGGGCUGGGAGCAGCCCCCCGGAGCUGGAUGAGGCCCCCUGGCCGCUGGCUGAGCUGGAGGAGGAUGAGCUGGACAUCAUCCCUCCCUCCCCUGAGGAGGAGCUGCCGCCCUUCUCCCCCUCUGUGCAGAGUGUCAGCAGUAUUUUCAGAGACUCUCCCGCUGGUGGAAGAUGCACAGCUGGCAGCUCCGAGGCCAGGCAGGAGGAGGUUCCCACAACACAUCCUGGAGGUGAUCCCAGCGCAGGGGAUUCAGGCGAGGCCGUGCCGGUGUCCCCGCAGCUGCUCCGGGUCAUGGAGGCCAUCUGCGAGCUGGUGGAUGCCAUCCCCCUGCAGGAGCUGCAGGCCCUGCGCUGCGCCCGGGCCCUGCUGCAGCACCGGGACCGCAGGAGAAAGUUGCUGGGUAGUUCUGGCAGUUUGAACCCAAACGGUGUAAACACCACCUUUGCUAGAAGCUGGAAGUCUCCCGUGGAGCAGGGCCCUCGUGUGUGUCCUGCUGCAGGUCCAGGUUCUGGCCCAAGCUGGAGCUUCAGUUCUGACAGGAACUCCCCCAAACCCACAAACCUCCCGUCGGUGCUUUCUGUUUCCAGCAGCUUUUCUGCAGAAAUAAAUCAAACCUUGGACAGCAGCAGUGCUCCAGAGCAGAGCCCAGGGGAGAGGCCCUGCCCGGGAGCUGCAGAGCUGCCUUUUCCCAGGGGAAAUGGCAGGGAGGGAGCUUCCCUCGGGCUCAGCCUGCAGUCCUGCGACAGCAGCUGGGGCCCAAGCCCGGGAGCCCGGCGUGGGGAGCAGCCCCUGAGCAGCACAGCCCUGAGGGCUCCGAGCACAGCUCCCGCUGCCGCUGCCGCGGGGAGCAGCCCGGGGACAACCGAGCUCGACCUCGACCUGGACCACUUCGACAUCGACGACUUCGACGAGGACUGGGAGGGCGCGGGGCCCGCGGCGCCGCCCACGCCGCUGUGCCGGCCCGCCAGGGAGGGGCCUCCGCCCAAAUCCCUCCUGUCCAAGAUCAUGUCCAGAGCCAAGGGGCCGGCUGUGGCAUCCAGCCCUGCUGCUCCAAAGCCGGGCCUGCUGAUGGCAACUAAGAACCACCCAGAUCCAGUGGUUCAUAACCCUGCACUGGAGCAUUUCAGGGGUAUGAAAUUUCCCCAUUCUGCAGAAAUGAUGAAUAUAUUUCACAAGAAGUUUGGAUUGCACUGUUUCCGGACAAACCAGCUGGAGGCCAUCAAUGCUGCUCUGCUGGGGGAGGAUUGUUUCAUCCUCAUGCCCACAGGGGGUGGGAAGAGCUUGUGCUACCAGCUGCCAGCCUGUGUCUCUGCCGGGGUCACCAUCGUCAUUUCCCCGCUCAGGUCGCUCAUCAUCGAUCAGGUGCAGAAGCUGAAGACCUUGGAUAUUGCUGCAACAUACCUGACUGGUGACAGAACAGAUGCUGAUGCCUCCAAAAUCUACAUGCAGUUGUCAAAGAAAGACCCUGUCAUAAAGCUGCUGUAUGUCACCCCUGAGAAGGUGUGUGCCAGCAGCCGGCUGAUGUCCGCCCUGGAGAACCUCUACGACAGGAAGCUCCUGGCACGUUUUGUCAUUGACGAGGCGCACUGCGUCAGCCAGUGGGGCCACGACUUCCGACAAGACUACAAGCGCCUGAACAUGCUGCGCAGGAGGUUCCGCGCCGUGCCCAUGAUGGCCCUCACGGCCACUGCCAACCCCCGCGUGCAGAAGGACAUCCUCAACCAGCUCGAGAUGCUGAAACCACAAGUGUUUACAAUGAGCUUCAACAGGCAUAACUUGAAAUAUGAUGUGUUGCCCAAGAAGCCAAAGAAGGUGGCGAUGGAUUGCUUGGAAUGGAUUAAAAAGUAUCACCCCCAUGACUCUGGGAUAAUCUAUUGCCUUUCCCGGCACGAGUGUGACACCACGGCAGCCAUCCUGCAGAAGGAGGGGCUGGCUGCCCUGGCCUACCACGCCGGCCUCACCGACUCCAACAGGGACCUUGUGCAGCAGAAGUGGGUUAAUCAGGAGGGAUGCCAGGUGAUCUGUGCCACCAUUGCCUUCGGCAUGGGCAUUGACAAGCCCGACGUGCGCUACGUGAUCCACGCGUCCCUGCCCAAAUCCAUCGAGGGGUACUACCAGGAGUCCGGCCGCGCUGGGCGCGACGGGGAGAUGUCCCACUGCCUGCUCUUCUACAGCUACAGCGACGUGACCAGGCUGAGGAGGCUCAUCCUGAUGGAGAAGGAUGGGAACAGCCACACGAGGCAGACCCACUUCAACAACCUGUACAGCAUGGUGCACUACUGCGAGAACGUGGUCGAGUGCCGCCGCGUCCAGCUGCUCGCCUACUUCGGGGAAACCAACUUCAACCCCACCUUCUGCAAGGACCACCCAGAAGUGAUUUGUGACAACUGCAGUAGAAAGAAGGAUUACAAAUCCAGGAAUGUGACCGAGGAUGUGAAGAGCAUUGUGCGGUUUGUGCGCGAGCACUGCGCCCAUGCGGGGCGCAUGAAGGGCAGGAGCAAUCCAGGCUCUGGCAGGUACACCCUCAACAUGAUGGUGGACAUUUUCUUAGGUUCAACGAGUGCCAAGAUUCAGUCUGGAAUAUUUGGGAAGGGGGCUGCCUAUUCCAGGCACAAUGCAGAAAGGCUGUUUAGAAAGCUGGUCCUGGACAAGAUCCUGGAUGAGGAUUUGUACAUCACAGCUAAUGACCAGGCAGUGGCAUAUGUCAUUCUGGGAGAGAGAGCUCAGGCUGUGCUGGAUGGGUCACUCCAGGUGGAGUUCCACGAGACAGAGAGUGCCAGUGCCAUCAGAAGGCAAAGGGCUUCCAUGGCAAAGAUGUCCCAGCGGGAAGAGGUGGUUAAACAGUGCCUCAGUGAACUUACAGACACCUGCAAAACCCUGGGCAAAGUCUUUGAUGUGCAUUACUUCAAUAUUUUCAGUACUUCCACCCUAAAGAAAAUAGCAGAAACCUUGUCCUCAGACGUGGAGGUGUUGCUGCAGAUUGAUGGUGUCACAGAAGACAAACUGGAGAAAUACGGUGCAGAAAUAAUUAAAGUGAUGGACAAGUACUCAGAAUGCUCCAUCCCAGAAGAUGCUGCCGGUGUGGACACAGCCACAGGGAGCCCUGGCUCGCCGGGCAGUGAUGGGGAAGCAGAGGAGGCAGGUGCAACCUCCAGCUAUUUCGGCAAUAACACAAACCAGAGGAGAAAAAGGAAGCGGCCGCCGAACUCCAGGGACUCCAAGAGGAAAAGGACGAGUGGUGGUGGCAGCCAGCAGUUCCGCCCCAGAGGUGGCUACAGCAGGUACAGAAGGACCAAGAAGCUGCCGAGCUCGAAGGCCCCAGCUUCCUCCGGUGCCAGCUCCGUGUCCCACAGCGUUGGUGGCAUGCAGGGAGCUGCUGGGAAGCUGGCCAUGAUGGCACUGCCCAAACCCAAAUCCCGGAGCUUCCUUCAGCCUUCGUAUUCCAUAUUUUAACUGGGAAACGCAAUUACUGGACGAAUUUCCCCAAGAUGGAAUCACUGUUUAUUAAAUUUUUGUUUCAUUUGUGCUGCUGAACCUUCUGGGAUUUGUGUAUUUGUCGAGUACAAAAGCUCAGAUUAAAUAAAUAUUUUUUUACUUGUCA
Molecule: messenger RNA, 4643 nt
Organism: Prinia subflava (tawny-flanked prinia)
Lineage: Eukaryota; Metazoa; Chordata; Aves; Passeriformes; Cisticolidae
Gene: BLM
Product: BLM RecQ like helicase
Exons: 21
Coding region: 230-4495 (1421 amino acids)
Biological process (GO): telomere maintenance; DNA replication; double-strand break repair via homologous recombination
Cellular component (GO): chromosome; cytoplasm; nucleus
Molecular function (GO): ATP binding; hydrolase activity, acting on acid anhydrides, in phosphorus-containing anhydrides; four-way junction helicase activity
Source: RefSeq, a predicted model, not a curated record